Messenger RNA from Myxozyma melibiosi, 933 nucleotides. RefSeq names its product NAD-P-binding protein. The coding region runs from base 1 to 933 and encodes 310 amino acids. The record is from RefSeq and is a predicted model, not a curated record. The transcript is spliced from 2 exons. NCBI's taxonomy places the organism in Eukaryota, Fungi, Ascomycota, Lipomycetes, Lipomycetales, Lipomycetaceae.
AUGAAGGUCCUAGUAAUCGGAGCCACCGGCUUCAUCGGCAACGCCGUCGCCAUCGCCUUCUCCAACGCAGGCCACGACACAUACGGCCAGUCCCGCACAUCGGCAUGCGAAGCCCUUCUGCGUCGCGACGAAAUCUUCCCCCUCAUCGGCCCUCCCGAUGAGAUCGCAAAGCACUACGCACCCGGCAUGGACGUUAUUAUUGACGCCUGCCGGCCCGGUUUGUUCGGCGUCAACACAACCGCCAUCUACGACGCCGUGCUCGCGGCCUGCGAGUCGCGCUCGCCGCAACAUAAACUCACAUACAUCUUUGUCUCCGGCACAUGGACACACGGCACCCCGGCGCUCUACGAUCCGCUUAUGAGUAUUUCCGAACGUGCGCCGCUUGGCGUCGACCAAACCCCGCUCAUUGCCUGGCGUGCAGAUUUCGAAACUCGGGUCUUUGGUGCUGCUACCAACGAGGCGAUCAAAGGCGGCGCCGCUAUCAACCCGAUCGUGGUUCGCCCUAGUCUGCUCUAUGGCCGCUCAGGAUCGGUCCUUGCGGCCCUCUUUGAUCAGGCUUACAAAGGUGGGCAUAUCACCUGGCCCGGUGUUCCCGGCGUCUCGCGAUACAACACAAUCCACCAGGACGAUCUCGCGCGCCUGAUCCUGAUUAUCGCGGAGAAAGCGCCUAUCUUUUCCGGCCUAGCAAUCGACGCCGUCAACCCGCAGACUGAAUCGGCUGAAGACGUCGUGCGGUCGCUGAUCCGCGUCGCGGGCGGAAACCUCACGUACUCGUUCCGAGAACCCGAAAAUGAUCUUGAGCGGGCGCUUUGCAUCCCCACGCACUACUCGGCAUCGUUGGCGUACACGCUCGGAGGCUGGACUCCGCGAAAGCCAGGCCUUGUCGAUGGUAUGAAGCGUUACUAUGAGUCGUUUAAGGGCUUCCAAGAGUAG